Molecule: messenger RNA, 2412 nt
Organism: Bubalus bubalis (water buffalo)
Lineage: Eukaryota; Metazoa; Chordata; Mammalia; Artiodactyla; Bovidae
Gene: SPHK1
Product: sphingosine kinase 1
Exons: 6
Coding region: 977-2155 (392 amino acids)
Biological process (GO): cellular response to growth factor stimulus; sphingosine biosynthetic process; negative regulation of apoptotic process
Cellular component (GO): intracellular membrane-bounded organelle; cytoplasm; membrane
Source: RefSeq, a predicted model, not a curated record
UCCUCCGGACCGCGUACCCCCCGCGCUGCUGGCCCUCCCUCCCGGGAUGGCUCCUCUGGCUGUCUCAGGCUCGGUGGCCGUGCGGUCCAGGAAGCUAAAAAUAACUCUGGGGGAGGAUGGGAGCGGCUGCAGAGACACCCCAGCACGAAGUGAGGGGUACCUGGCAGGGCCUGGACCUCGAAAUCCGGGUGGGAUUGGGGGGCGCGGGCAGCGGGGCAGGUUCCGCCAGGAGACGAUCCAGUGACAGGCAAGGGUCUAACCAGAGCCCUGAGCCACGCGCGCCCGGAGCCCCACCCGGGGGCCGCUCAGAUUUUGUGCGCGGCGGCCUGUGAUGCGCGUUCACCCUCGCGCGCCCGGGACGCUGCGCUCGCGGCGCGCCGCUCGUAGCCGGGCCUGGGGCUCAGCGCCUCGCCAGCAGCCUCCACGUCUCCCGCCCGGCCGCGUCGCUCGCCUUCCUACUGGGUCCGAGAGUUCCCGGACCCAGCCAAAGGGCUGAGCGCUUGGCCGAGCCGUGGGCGCGGACCGGGCUGGGGCGGAGCGGCAAGGCCAGGGCCCCGCUGGCUUGCGCUGUGCGGGGCCCGGGUUCCACCCCAGCGCACGCCUGGGCCGCGGGGCGUGGCCAGGCCGGGAGGCUAGGCACGGCGCCCUCCCCGAAGUUGAGCGAAAAGUUUGAGGCUGGAGGCAGCGAGGCCGCGCAGUCAGCGUUUACUCGGCGCUCCGGUUGCUCCGCAGAUGCGAGGCUGAGCCCGGGACCGGCUGUGUUCAGCCCUUGGCCACUGUGGGGAACGGAGAUCCGGCAACCACAGGGAAUGACGCGGGUGCCCCCACAGCCCCGGCAACGGGCGGGGAGGGCGAGCCCCAAAGCCGUCACCGAGAGGCCCGCCUGGGCAGCACCGAUAAGGGGCUGAAGUCAGGAGCCGCUGCGGCGGACAGCGUCCGGACAGCGCCGGGGACCCCUUGGCAGCGGGGCGAGGUCAUGGAUGCAGCGGGCGGCUCCCGGAACCUGCUCCCAAGGCCCUGCCACGUGCUGGUGUUGUUAAAUCCGCGCGGGGGCAAGGGCAAAGCCCUGCAGCUCUUCUGGAGCCACGUGCAGCCGUUGCUGGCCCAGGCCGACGUCUCCUUCACGCUGAUGCUCACUGAGCGGCGGAACCACGCCCGGGAGCUGGUGCGCGCGGAGGACCUGAGACGCUGGGACGCGCUGGUGGUCAUGUCCGGAGACGGGCUGAUCCACGAGGUGGUGAACGGGCUCAUGGAGCGGCCUGACUGGGAGACCGCCAUCCAGAAGCCCCUGUGUAGCCUCCCGGCCGGCUCUGGCAAUGCAGUGGCCGCUUCUUUGAACUAUUACGCCGGGUACGAGCAGGUGACUAAGGAAGACCUCCUGACCAACUGCACGCAGCUGCUGUGCCAGCGGCUGCUGGCGCCCAUGGACCUGCUAUCCCUGCAGACGGCCUGUGGGCAGCGCCUCUUCUCUGUGCUCAGCCUGGCGUGGGGUUUCAUCGCCGACGUGGAUCUGGAGAGCGAGAAGUUUCGGCGCCUGGGCGAGAUGCGCUUCACUCUAGGCACCUGCCUGCGCCUGAUGGCCCUGCGCACCUACCGGGGCAGCCUGGCCUACCUGCCCGCAGAAACGCUGGCUUCCGGGAGGGGCCCCUCCUUGGCUCAGGCCCCGCAGGGCCCCGCGGACACCCAUGUGGUGCCCCUGGAGCAGCCAGUGCCCCCUCACUGGACGGUGGUGCCGGAGCAGGACUUCGUGCUGGUGUUGGCACUCCUGCACUCCCACCUGGCCAGUGACCUUUUCACCGCCCCCAUGGGCCGCUGUUCGGCCGGCGCCAUGCAUCUGUUCUACGUGCGUGCUGGCGUGUCCCGGGCCACGCUGCUGCGCCUCUUCCUGGCCAUGGAGAAAGGCAGGCACAUGGAGUGCCACUGCCCCCACCUGGUAUAUGUGCCUGUGGUUGCCUUCCGUCUGGAGCCCAAGGAUGGGAAGGGUGUGUUUGCUGUGGAUGGGGAACUGCUGAUCACCGAGGCUGUCCAGGGCCAGGUUCUCCCCAACUACUUCUGGAUGGUCAGUGGCUACAGGGAGCCCCCACCCUCUCUGAAACCGCAGCCCUCACCCCGCAGGAAGUCUCAGCAGACGCCGCCCCCAUCAGAGUGCCCCUGACUCCGUGGGCCUUGCCCGUGCCUUUGUCUACUUGGUUCACUCUGUGCUCAGGCCCCGCCACCCCUCUCUCCCUCCUCCCCCAGGACUGGAGGGCCUGUCCACAGACCACGUGGUGAGUUGGGAGGAGGAGGAGGAGAAGGAAGACUGGAGAAGGGUGGGAAGGACAGGCUCUGCCCACCGAAGGCCAGAUGGAGUGUUGGGGUAGGAGCAGGGAAGCCACCUUUGAAUCAGAUCUGAAUAAAGUGACAUUCCCAGCC